AUGGGUUCCGAAGCUGAAAACGGGCCUUUUGUGCCUGCCUUGAUUGUGGUUGACAUGCAAGAAGACUUCUGUCCACCUAAUGGGUCUUUGGCAGUACAAGAUGCACGCUUAAUAGCACCUCUGAUCAACUCACUGCUUGCCCAGCCAGGCUUCGUGUCACGUAUCGCUACUCAAGAUUACCACCCGGCAAACCAUAUCUCCUUCGCUAGCAACCACCCCGCCCCAAACAACCGUCCAUUCGAAUCAUUCAUUGAAAUGACGAAUCCCAACCCAGCUCCAGGCCAAGACCCAGAGACCAAGCUUCAGCAACUGUGGCCUGUGCACUGUGUGGAGGGUACGUCCGGCGCGGAUGUUAUUCCCGAGAUCGAGGCCGAGCGUUUCGAUUUAGUGAUCCAGAAGGGCAGACACUCGCAGGUCGAGAUGUACUCUGCCUUUGCCGAUGCCUUUGGAAAUCUCGAUCCUACUGUGACGAGACAGUCUGUGACUGUGGAUAUUACCUCUGAGCUCCAGGCCAAGGGAGUGACGGAUGUCUUUGUGGUUGGAGUAGCGGGGGAUUACUGUGUGAAGUCCACGGCCAUUGAUGCUGUCAAGGCUGGAUUCCGAAGCUGGCUGAUUGAAGAAGGCACAAAAUGUGUUAAUCCUGCUGGCUGGGAACAAGUCAAGGAGGAGCUGAGCAUUGCGGGGGGUCUCGGUCAUUCAUGCAGGUGA
Penicillium malachiteum is the source of this 708-nucleotide messenger RNA. Its product is annotated as nicotinamidase. The record is from RefSeq and is a predicted model, not a curated record. The transcript is spliced from 2 exons. NCBI's taxonomy places the organism in Eukaryota, Fungi, Ascomycota, Eurotiomycetes, Eurotiales, Aspergillaceae. The coding region runs from base 1 to 708 and encodes 235 amino acids.